GCAGUGUGCCGACACGAUGGCGCGUCUUCACGUCGUCCUGGCCCUCGCAGGCCUUGUGCUCGCUGUCCACGCGGAGCUUGCCGCCGCCGGUUUCUUUGCCCCUGCGGUGCUCGACGUGGACAGUCCAAAACAAAACGAGGAGGCCUUCCAAGACACCAUGCGCUGCGUUCUCAGCCGUGACGACUACAAGUUCUGCGGCUCCAACUCUGUCUCCAUUAAAUAUACCAUGUGGCGGCUCUUGGAGAAAGGCUGCAACAGCUGUACGGAAGACGAGCGGAAGGUGUACAGUUUCAUGGCGUACCUGUCCAACAACAGGCCGAAUGAGUGGCAGCAAGUCCUGAAUAUGUACGACCCCCAGGGCGAAUUCAAGAGGAAGAACGGCGAUCAGUGGAAAGAAUACGGCGUACUUGUGUAAAGCUCUUGUAUCCGGUAAAGAAUUUAUUCUUGUGUACGUCAAUAAAAGCAUUGCUUACUUUGACAAUAA
This is a messenger RNA of Schistocerca nitens (vagrant locust), 484 nucleotides long. RefSeq lists its product as uncharacterized. The transcript has 2 exons. Lineage: Eukaryota; Metazoa; Arthropoda; Insecta; Orthoptera; Acrididae. The coding region runs from base 17 to 415 and encodes 132 amino acids. The record is from RefSeq and is a predicted model, not a curated record.